AGAGAGAACAGCACGAAGGGGCGGGGCACCUCAUGUGACGUCGAAUGAUAGCAAACAUGGAAAUACUGAUGAAAGAUAAGACGAAGAGAAAAUAAUUACAGCGAGUUACACAACAACAAAUAGCUGUGUGACCCCUCUCAGACACUUAGUUGCAAAAAGCCUGCUGGUUCUCGCCCUGUGUUACUUACGAGCGAGACCAGCGAACGGCAUCAUGGGAAACACUAGCAGCGAAAGAGCGGCCAUGGGUCAGGGCGAGAAGGCCCAUCGCCGGGACAGCCGCGGGGCCAAGGAGGGGGACCGGCCCAAAAUACUCAUGGACAGCCCAGAGGACGCAGACAUCUUCCACGGGGAGGACAUGAAGGCCCCAACGGAGAAGGACGAGUUCUUUGCUUGGCGGCAGGACAUCGAGGCCAGCGACAAAGGCCCUGCGGGGGACAGGCCCACCGUGUUCCGAUGGACAGGCGUCGGGAAGGAGGUUUUUGUAUCUGGCUCCUUCAACAACUGGGCCAAUAAGAUCCCUUUAACCAGGAGGUGGGUUUUCUAUCCCCAGCUGGUAAUUAAGAUCCCUUUAACCAGGAGUCAGAACAACUUUGUGGCCAUAAUGGAUUUACCAGAAGGAGAUUAUCAAUAUAAGUUCUACGUUGAUGGACAGUGGAUUCACGAUCCCUCCGAGCCUGUAGUGACCAAUCAGAUGGGGAGCGUAAACAACAUCAUCCAGGUCAAGAAGACGGACUUUGAGGUGUUUGAUGCUCUAAUGGUGGAUUCACAGAAAUGCUCAGAUAUGUCAGACCUGUCCAGCUCCCCUCCCGGCCCUUACCAUCAGGACGCCUACACGCCCAAACAGGACGAGAAGUUCAAGUCUCCGCCGAUCCUGCCCCCGCAUCUCCUGCAGGUCAUCCUCAACAAGGACACGGGCAUAUCAUGUGACCCGGCCUUGCUUCCAGAGCCCAAUCACGUCAUGCUAAACCACCUCUACGCGCUGUCCAUCAAGGAUGGGGUGAUGGUACUGAGUGCUACCCAUCGCUACAAGAAGAAGUAUGUUACAACACUCCUCUAUAAGCCCAUCUGAUCCUGACCAACCCCUCCACUCUCUUGCUGUCGCUCGCUCACUCUCUCUCUCUGUCUCUCCUGCCUGAAACAAGACACUCCCCAUGGAAUGCACAUGUCUUCUACUGCACAGACAACCACCAGACCAACCAACCAGCCAAGAUGGCCUCCGCUCUGGAGCUCACCUGUGGUGCUAGAUCUCACUGACCCAUGCUCCAUCUGGGCUAAAUCCUGCUAACCCAGGCUAGAUCUGACCUACAGUACAUCCUAACCCUGACAAGAUCUGGGCCAGAUUUGAACUAGAUCUAGCUAACUCGUGCUAGAUUUAGGCUGGGUCCUGUUAGCUCAUACUAGUUUUAGGCCGGGUCUUGCUCACCCAUGCUAGAUUUGGACCAGAUCCUGUUAACCCUUGCCAGAUCUGGGUCAGUAUUUUGCUGAAUCCCGCAUGUCUAUGAUGGAUGUUGGCCAGGUCCCUCUAAUCUGUGCAGACGGUGUCCUAAUGUGGACCAGACGCCCAGCGUGGGCUGCUAGCAUAGACAAAUGUCUGGAGUGUAGAGUGCUGGAGGGGUGGUGAUGGCUGUGUGCGGACUGAAAGGGAACCCCCCCCCCCCCCCUCCCCCCCCCCCCAACGUUACUGUAUUUCCACAGCAGGCCCCUGUAUUUUCAGCUCAGGCUUAUAUUCACCGACUCACUCGAUAAAAUGGUAUUUUUCUCAGAAUGUUCUUCGGACAGGGGAUCAUGGGUGUUUGAGUUUGAGAGUGCUUUUGUUUUUUAUAGAGCUUCUCACGUUACAAGAGUACAGGGAAGUGAACAGAACAAUAGACUCACUCAAAAGCCUCGAUACACACUGCACUCUCUCCGCUUGCCAAAGUCCACACAAGGGCCUUCACUUAGGUUAGCCUACAGUUCAGUAUCAAUCAGUAAUUGCAAUAUACUCUACAUAUUAUCUAGAAAUGCUUGUGUGUUUUUUGUUUGUUUGUGUUUUUACUUUCCUUUACAUUUCUGAGGCCAAGUAUUCAUCCCUAAGUAAGUGGAGGGACCAGUUCUCUGUAAGAUGUUGGGUUGGAAACACUGAGGUAAUCUGUGUGUGUGUGUGUGUGUGUGUGUGUGAAGGAGCACUGUGUUACUGAAGUACGGCAGGAUUGUGUAAAAAGAAACCAUUCCAUGUUUGUGUAUUUUGUUUUUCAUGCCGUGUGCCAGAUUUCUAUCCUAAUAAAAGAUUAUGGAGUUUUA
Molecule: messenger RNA, 2280 nt
Organism: Alosa sapidissima (American shad)
Lineage: Eukaryota; Metazoa; Chordata; Actinopteri; Clupeiformes; Clupeidae
Gene: prkab1a
Product: protein kinase, AMP-activated, beta 1 non-catalytic subunit, a
Exons: 8
Coding region: 212-1069 (285 amino acids)
Biological process (GO): signal transduction
Cellular component (GO): nucleotide-activated protein kinase complex; cytoplasm; nucleus
Molecular function (GO): protein kinase binding
Source: RefSeq, a predicted model, not a curated record